UAUGUAUAAUACCAUGAAUAUUAUAGUGUAAUUUCAACAAAAACUGUGAAAUCGACGACAGGUGUGUAUGUUUAGUCGUGUGUUAUAACCUGUACACAUCAUAAUACUGAAAUCUAGGACAAGUGUCUGUUUUACUUCUGUAAUAUGAACUGUUGUACAAACAACUAUAUCAAUAUAAUCUGUGAAUAUUGCUGUAAUUUUAACAUAAACUUACAAACUGGACAGUCUCUGUUGAAACUGGACAUAUAGAUAACUUAAUAACCAAAAUAUGUGAAUAUUUGCUGUAGUUUUUACAUGGACUGUGUCUAACUGUGUUGUACAUAUCUAUAAACAUGGCGGAAAGAUGCGAUGAUACACAUAUCUGUAGUAUUUGUUUAGAGGAUUUUACUAAACCUAAAAUACUGCCAUGUUUUCACACGUUUUGUGAACAUUGUAUAGACAAUUAUAUCAAAGCACAUUCACAUCUCAACAAAUUUAAUUGCCCUAAUUGUAGAAUAGCGAUUCAAGUACCAUGUAGUGGUGCAAGUGGGUUUACAACAAACAUUUACAUUCAUCCAAAGGGUGAAACACAAAAUAAUUUCUGUACAAGACACAAGAGAAAAGAAGUAGAAUUUUAUUGUCGUGAUUGUUCUGUUGCUGGUUGUGGUAGCUGUGUUAUAUUGGAUCAUACAACUCACUCAAAAACAGAUCUUUCUGAAGUAGACCAAGAAAUCAGAGGAAAGUUAAACAUUAUAAAGCGGGAGUUAGAAGGGAAGAUUGAUGAAGUCGAGAAACACUGUGAAUCGUUAAUCAAUCAAAUAUCUGACAUCAAGAACCAAGCUACAAAAGCCUGCCACAAUGUUGAUAUACAGGUUCAAAGAGUGUGUGGAGAGGUCACAAAACAUGGCGAUGAGAUAAAAUGUGAAAUGAAUAAAAUUUGUGAUGAAGAAAGAAAAAAGUUACAGACAUUACAUGAAGAUAUGAUCCAAUUCAAAAGUUCCCUACAUACCAGUGUUACAUAUAUAAAUGAGGUGCUGAAUGGUAAAUCCACUGUUCCAGUUGUAAAUGCUUUAACCAAUGCACAAACACUGACUGAAGACAGCAGAUCAACCAGUUUCGAUACACCCCUAUUACGAUAUGUUCAUUAUCCUAUGGUGAAUGUAGAUGUUAAAACUUUACAAACGUUGCUAGGAGAAUUUAAAAUAAUGGAGUCACCAACCUGGAUUACUAGGUUUAGUUUGAAUGAUAUAGUUAAGACAGAUACCAACUACAGUGGUGAUGAAGAAAUAAUAAUACAAGGAAUGUCAUGGUCUGUAAACGCUGAACAUCGUACCGGUACAGGAUUAUGUUCGUUUCUGAAUCUGAAUGUAGCAGAAGAUAAAACAGUUAAAACCGUUACAGCUAGUUAUAGCCUGAAACUAUUAAAUAUAAACGAUGUAAGUAAAUCUAAAGUGGGACAAUUUACAUGUACAUUUACACCAGGUAAAGGAUUUGGUUUUAUCUUUAUAGAGUGGAAUAAACUAGAGGAUGUGACGGAAGGGUUUAUUAACAAUAAAACAUUUGAUAUACAGGCAACUGUACAAAUAAUCAGCAUAGAACGAUACUGACAUUUAUAUUACAGAACAUAGUACGAUAGAUGGGUGUCAUCAUAAUACAAGGACAUAUUUCUAUUGUUAGCCCAAUAUAAGGACAUAUAUCUAUUGUUAGCCCAAUACAAGGACAUAUCUCUAUUGUUAGUCCAAUGCAAGGAUAUAUAUAUUUAUAGAAUUACAUAACAUACUAUGAUCGGUGUCAUAUAAUACAAGGACACAUCUCUACUGUAAAAUAUGUUAGUUCAAUCAAAAUCAAAAGGGAACUUGGUUAUUUAUAUGUCAAAUGAAAUAGAUUUUAAUGUUUAGUUAUUUAUAUGUCAAAUGAAAUAUAUUUUAAUAUUUAGCUUACGCCUGGUCCCUGGAUCCCUUCACUGUAUUUGAUAUUUGUUGUUUAUUUCUUGUAAUGUCUGUAGUUUAUCUUGUCCCCAGGUUUGUUUUGUCGAUUUUGUUUUGUGUGUAGUGCGGUCCUCCUGUGCGUACUAACAGAAUAAGGUGUGCAUCAAAAGUCGUGUGUGCAAUGGUUACGUGUGCAAUGCAGGCAGAAUAAACAAACCAGCGCCACCUAUAAUUGUUGGAUAACAUCUUUUGAUGGGCCUGUUUUUAACCUGGCUGAAUCCUAGCUUGAAUAUAAUCAUAUAUAUUUGAUUCUUAAUCAAAUGGCAAUCAGCGAUUUUAAUUUCGGGGUCUUACAUAUUUUAUUCUGAUGAUCAUUGAGAACAUCUGUAGCGGCACAGGUGAGUUCUGGUGUAUUAUACAACAACCUGAACUGACCCUGAUAAACAUGUAUCAUGAUAUCAGGUUAACCAGACAUAUAGAAGUGAUUUUACCGCACGUGUUUCCUUGUCAAGUGCAGGACGAAAGCCUGCCUCAAACAAGUGACAAGGUUUUAUUCCAGCAUGUGUAUCAAAUUUUAUCCCUUUUAUGCACAAGGGGAAAAGUUGAUGCAGUUUUUGCUUCACCACUGUUGGUUGUUAAUAUAAAUUAUAUAUUAAAUUGUUGUGUAUAUUUAUAAGGGAAAGUAAUAUUGUCAUAAUUAUUAUAUAUUUUUAUUUUAUGAAAACCAUGUUACUUUAUAUUUUAUUAUAUGUGUUUAUAUUAGUAAUAUUAAUUUUGGGGUUUUUUUUUUAUAUAAAAGCCAUAUUAUAUUUCAUUUGAAAUUGGGUUGAGCAACAGGCUAGGCCUAUGUUGACCUCUCUAUUAUUAUAUUAUGCAGAACAUAUUCCCAGUUCUGUACCCAAGAUCUCAACCUUGUGAAAACCGCUAAUUGAUUGCUUGGUAUUAAAUAUAACCGCUAUACAGUGGCUGCUUUGUAUUAAAUAAAACCGCUAAUUGAUUGCUUGGUAUUAAAUAAAACCGGUAUACAUUGAUUGCUUGUUAUUAAGUAAAAGCCCAAUACAGUUCAUUGAUUUAUUGCUAUUAAAUAAAACCGAUAUAUUAUAUUGAUUGCUUGGUAUUAAAUUAAACAAAUUAUUUCAAAUAAAAA
Patella vulgata (common limpet) is the source of this 3054-nucleotide messenger RNA. RefSeq names its product tripartite motif-containing protein 2-like. Gene Ontology annotation, cellular component: chromatin; nucleoplasm. Gene Ontology annotation, molecular function: ubiquitin-protein transferase activity; protein binding; zinc ion binding. Gene Ontology annotation, biological process: positive regulation of DNA-templated transcription. The record is from RefSeq and is a predicted model, not a curated record. The transcript has a single exon. Bases 333 to 1586 code for a protein of 417 amino acids. Lineage: Eukaryota; Metazoa; Mollusca; Gastropoda; Patellidae.